Molecule: messenger RNA, 2002 nt
Organism: Ruditapes philippinarum (Manila clam)
Lineage: Eukaryota; Metazoa; Mollusca; Bivalvia; Venerida; Veneridae
Product: 5'-3' exoribonuclease 2-like
Exons: 18
Coding region: 131-2002 (623 amino acids)
Biological process (GO): nuclear-transcribed mRNA catabolic process
Cellular component (GO): nucleus
Molecular function (GO): 5'-3' RNA exonuclease activity; RNA binding
Source: RefSeq, a predicted model, not a curated record
AGCUCGCAACCAGAAAGACGGAAGUUGAAUUCUGUCCAGUUCACAUGGAAUAAACAAUUUAAACAAAAAAUUAAACGAUUUGUGAGGUUUAAGAAAACUAUUGUAGACAUCGCUAACAUACAGAAGAAUCAUGGGAGUUCCAGCGUUUUUUCGCUGGCUUAGUAGGAAAUACCCAUCGAUUGUUGUACACUGUGUGGAGGAAAAAACAAGAGAGGUGAAUGGCGUGAAGUUUCCUGUAGAUUCAAGCCAGCCUAAUCCGAAUGAUACAGAAUUUGAUAAUCUCUAUCUGGAUAUGAAUGGAAUCAUACAUCCCUGUACCCAUCCAGAAGAUAAGCCAGCUCCUAAAAAUGAAGAAGAAAUGAUGAUUCUCAUAUUUGAGUACAUAGACAGAAUAUUUUCUAUUGUGCGACCAAGACGGGUGUUGUAUAUGGCAAUAGAUGGCGUGGCUCCGAGGGCCAAAAUGAAUCAGCAGAGGAGUAGAAGAUUCCGGGCUUCAAAGGAGGCAGUUGAGACAGCAGAAGAGAUAUCCCGUGUCAGAGAAGAGUUGUUACUAAAAGGUUGUAGUGUCCCUCCAGAAAAACCAGCUUCUGAAAAGUUUGACAGCAACUGUAUUACACCAGGUACACCCUUCAUGUUCCGACUUGCCAACUGUCUUCGAUUCUACAUCCAUGAUAGAUUAAACAAUGACGCUGGCUGGAAAGGUAUUAAGGUAAUUCUGUCAGAUGCCAAUGUUCCAGGAGAGGGGGAGCAUAAAAUCAUGGACUUUAUUCGAAAACAAAGAGCACAACCAGACCAUGAUCCAAACACUAAGCACUGUCUCUGUGGGGCCGAUGCUGAUUUGAUCAUGUUAGGUCUGGCUACACAUGAACCAUACUUUACCAUCAUCAGGGAGGAGUUCAAGCCAAAUAAACCACGCCCUUGCAGUCUGUGUGGUCAGAUUGGUCAUGAACUGAAGGAAUGUCAGGGAAUAGAGAAGGAGAAAAGUGGCGAGUUUGACCAGAAAGCACCCGUGUUUGCCGACGAAACACCUUUCAUAUUUCUACGCCUAAAUAUACUUCGAGAAUAUUUAGAAAGAGAGCUUCAGAUGAAUGGCCUGCCAUUUCCUUACGACUUCGAGAGAGCUUUAGACGACUGGGUAUUUAUGUGUUUCUUUGUUGGGAAUGAUUUCUUACCACACUUGCCAUCUCUAGAAAUAAGGGAAGGUGCUAUAGACAGAUUGAUAAAGCUGUAUAAGAAUGCUGUCAGAAGGACUGGGGGAUACCUUACAGACAGUGGUGUUGUGGCCUUGGAAAGAGUUCAGCUUAUUAUGCAAGAACUGGGAGAGGUUGAAGAUGAAAUUUUCAAGAAGAGACGUGAUGAUGAGAUGAAUUUCCGCAGACGAAACAAAGAAAAACGGCGUAGAAAUAGAAGGUUCGAUGACAAACCUCGUUAUAUCCCUGGGGGCAUGCUGGCGCCACAACCUUUGGGACGAGGACGACCCGGUGUGGGUGCACCUACAGGAAAUGUGAGACAAGAAGCAUAUCAACAAAGAAUGCAAAACUUCUCCACAUCCUCGUCUGACAGAGAUUUGGCUAACUUAGAUGCGGCGCAGGCGCUCAAAGCAAUGAUGAAUUCUGAUAAUAACGAGAGAGGCGAGAAACGUAAACGUGAGAAUAUGGACAGUGACAGUGAUCCUGAACCGGAAGAUGAUGUCAAAUUGUGGGAAGAUGGAUGGAAGGACAGAUAUUACAAGAACAAAUUUGACGUGGGAUCUGAAGAUAUAGCUUUCAGACAUAAUGUGGCUAAUCACUAUGUGAGAGGGUUAUGUUGGGUUUUACGUUACUACUAUCAAGGCUGUGCCUCGUGGAAGUGGUAUUUCCCCUAUCAUUACGCACCUUUUGCUUCCGAUUUUGUCAAUGUUGCUGCCUUGUCGAACGAUUUUGAGAAGGAUACCGAGCCAGUAAGUAGUCGAGCCGUAGAUUGUGUAACAUACAUGAGCCGGGUCACAACAAAACUGACAUAA